Messenger RNA from Effrenium voratum, 2100 nucleotides. Lineage: Eukaryota; Dinophyceae; Suessiales; Symbiodiniaceae. The record is from the annotation of a GenBank genome assembly.
AUGGACGAGCUCUUGGAAGAGGAUCGGCAAUUGCUUCAGGAGGUUAAGCUUGCCUUGCGAGACUACUGGCCGCAUCCAAUUCUCGAGUUCAGUGGCUACAUGUCGACCUUCUAUAGCGGUUUGUGGGCAGUCCUGCCUUCCAUGCACGGGGCCGGCCAUUUCGAGGUCGUGACUUUGUCGGAUGGGGGUGAGGCAUCUCUGCACUGGUACGUGCCACCCCGGGCGCCCAGCAACCGCGUGCUCCUGGUGCUGCCGGGUUUGAACAACGACAGCCGGACCAGUUUCGUGCAGGCCACCAUGCGGCACCUGCGGUCUGAGGGCUUCCACGCGGUGGCUUUGAACUACCGGGGCCUGGCCAACGUGGCGCUGAAGACUCCCAGAAUCGCCUGCGCGGCCUGCUGGGUCGACGUGAAAGAGGUGGCGCAGCACAUCCUGAGGGCCAAGCCCGGCUGCGAGCUCUUCGGCCUGGGCUACUCCAUGGGCGGGGCGAUGCUUCUGCGGCAUUUGGGCGCUGAGGGCAGCAACACUCCUUUCAAGGCCGCCGUGUCUGUGGCGGCACCUGUGGAUUUCCCAGCGGUGGAGAGGAGCCUCACCUCCUCCAAAAAGAAGCUGUUCAUCAACUUCCUCAUUGCAGCAGGGGUGAAGACUCUCAUGAUGCGCGAGCUGCUCAGGUCCAAAUUCCGAAGCAUGAUUGACCUUCGCAAGCUUCUGCUUGCCACCAGGCUUGCUCAUAUGGAUGAAGCUGUCGUUUGCCCAUUAUGGGGCUUUGCCAAUCAAGCCGAGUUCCACUCCAACUGCACCCCGCGCAGCACGGUGCACCAGAUCAGUGUGCCAACUCUGGUGGUACACGCAGAAGACGAUCCCGUUAUCAGCUUAAGCACCAUUCCGCUGGAAGAUCUGAAGCGAAACCCGCGGAUCUACGUGGCCAUCACCAAGCGUGGGGGCCACAUAGGCUGGGGCAGUGGCGGCUUGGGUGCUGGCGCCUGGACCGAUGCCAUGGCCGCGCACUUCUUGGAGGACGGCACGUGGCCUGCGCGGCCCGACAAUCGCGGCUUUGAACCGGAUGCUGCAUCUUUCGGAGACAACUUUGUGGGGAUUGGCGCGGAAAGGAGGAAAGAAGCGCAGUGCCAUUUCAAGAGACAGUAUGCCAUGAGCUGGGAAGUGGAGCAGUUCAAGGCGACGAGGGAUGGGGAAGAGACGUGGGCUGCCAUCUUGGCUCUACAGCAGGGCCGUUUGUCGCCCGUCGCACCCGGAAUGUCAUCCGGUGUGGCUGUGAGCAGCCUGGACGAGGUCUCGCAACUGCUUGGCGAGAAUGCAGAGGUGAGCGUCGUGGGCCGCACCGCCUUCAUGGUGGCGGCGGAGCGUGCUCUGGAGACCCAGCGCAUGGAGGCCCUGUUCAGAGAUCCCUUUGCCAAAGACCUCUCCGGAGAAGACGGCCUUGACAUGUCCCACAGACUGGGGGAAGCGGCCGCGCAAUUUGGCUUCGAUGGCUGGCCUGAAUUUCACAAGGUGUGGACAGUGGUUCGGACCAAGUUCAUUGAUGACAUCAUGAUUGAUGCGAAGCAGCAGCAGCUGGUGAACUUGGGAGCUGGGGUGGAUACCAGGCCCUAUCGCCUGGAAGCAUACCAAAAGUUCAAGGCGUCCUAUGAAGUGGACACAAUGGAGGUGAACGCGGUAAAGUCGGCAUUUUUCGCGCGCAGCGGCGCCACAUCUUUCUGUCCAGUGGCAAAUGUAUGCGCGGACUUUCGCCGCAAAGGCAUGCUGACCCAGAGUUUGGAGGAAGCUGGAUUUGAGAAGAAGGUGGCAUCGGUAUUCUUGAUUGAGGGGGUCUUAGACUUCCUGGAGUCUGCUGCAGAGGCCUUCUUGCAGGAGAUGUCCCAACUUGCGGCCCCCGGGUCUUUGGCGGUGAUAAACUACGCCAUCGGGCCGCAGAGGCCAGGCACCUUCACCGCGGAGCAGCUUCAGAAGCUGAUGGCAGACUCGGGCUGGGGAGACUUCAAGAUCUACGUGUUUGGAGGAGAUCGUCUCAAUUAUGGGCGCUACAAAGAGGGACUGGCGCCCCAUAGUGACUGGGCCUUUGCAGUGUGCACGAAGAUGUAG